Molecule: messenger RNA, 2291 nt
Organism: Argentina anserina (silverweed cinquefoil)
Lineage: Eukaryota; Viridiplantae; Streptophyta; Magnoliopsida; Rosales; Rosaceae
Product: pentatricopeptide repeat-containing protein At2g13600-like
Exons: 1
Coding region: 25-2226 (733 amino acids)
Biological process (GO): RNA modification
Cellular component (GO): intracellular membrane-bounded organelle
Molecular function (GO): protein binding; RNA binding
Source: RefSeq, a predicted model, not a curated record
CUAACUUAACUACCUAGCACCACCAUGAAAGCCGCCAUCAAAACCCUCCUCACCACUAACCCAACAACCAAUCUCGGAACUUACGUACGAAAAUGCGUCUCCUUCUUCAAAACUCAUAACUCCAUCAACGACGGAGUAGUCCUGCAUGGCCAUUUCGUCAAGACUGGUCUCUCAUCCGAGAGACACAUAGCCGUUAGGCUACUCAUCAUGUACCUGGAUUCACGGAAACCAAAAGAAGCUACUCAGAUAGUGGAGGAGUUCAAAGGUUUCGAUCCUGUUGUUGUCCAUAACUGUUUGAUCAAUGAUCACAUCAAGACCGGAAAUGUCGACGAGGCACGUCGCUUGUUCGACGGAAUGCCCGAGAGAAAUGACGUCUCGUGGACCGCGUUAAUCUCGGGGCUCAUGAAGUGUGGCAAGGUGGAGGAGGCAAUGUGGUACUUUGAGAGGAACCCAUUUCGUAAUGUGAUCAGUUGGACGGCGGGGAUUAGUGGGUUGGUGCAGAAUGGAAGGAGCUUCGAAGCCUUGAAGCUUUUCCGGACGAUGUUUGAGUCUGGAGUGAGGCCGAAUGAUGUCACGUUUAGUUCGGUUGUGAGGGGUUGUGUAGACUUUGUUGAGUUUGGUUUAGGGAUGAGUGUUAUGGGGCUGAUCGUUAAGGUUGGAUUUGAGCGAAAUGUGUCAGUUUUGAACUCGUUGAUUACUUUGUUUGUGAGGAUGGGUGAAAUGGGUUUGGCUAGGAGGGUGUUUGAUCAGAUGGGGAAGAGAGAUGUUGUGUCGUGGACUGCGAUUCUCGACAUGUAUGUUGGGACCGGAGAAUUGAGAGAAGCGCGCCGCAUCUUUGAUGAGAUGCCGGAAAGAAAUGAGAUUUCUUGGAGUGUAAUGAUCGCCAGGUACAGUCAGAGCGGCUAUCCUAAAGAGGCAGUGGAGCUGUUUGGUCUGAUGAUUGAGAAUCGUUUGGUUCCAAAUGUGUCUUGCUUGGCUAGCAUUCUGAGUGCAUUGGCUAGCCUCAAGGGUUUGCUAUUGGGAAUGAGCAUCCAUGCACAUGUUCUGAAAUUUGGACUCGAGAAACAUGUGUUUAUCAGUAGCUCGCUUAUAGACUUGUACUGCAAGUGUGGGAAAACUGAGGAUGGGCGCUUAGCGUUUGACUUGCUUUCACAGAAGAAUGUGGUUUCGUGGAAUUCUAUGGUUGGGGGGUAUUGUCUGAAUGGACAAAUGGAAGAAGCUAAAUUGUUAUUUGAUAGGAUACCUGUUCCGAAUACUGUAUCUUGGAACACUAUGGUUGGAGGUUACUUAGAAAACAAGGAAUUCGAUAAUGUAUUUAAAGUGUUUAAUGAGAUGCUUAUGUGUGGAGAAACCCCUAAUCGAUCUACCUUCUCGAGUGUGCUGUGUGGCUGCGCGAGCAUAGCGUCGUUAGAUAAAGGAAAGAACCUCCAUGGAAUAGCAAUUAAACAUGGUAUGCAAUACGAUGUUUUUGUUGGUACUGCCCUCACUGACAUGUAUGCAAAAUCAGGGGAUAUUGAGAGCUCUAAGAAGGUGUUUGAUAGAAUGCCGGAGAAGAAUGAAGUUAGUUGGACUGUGAUGAUUCAGGCGCUAGCAGAAAAUGGUUUUGCUGAAGGAUCUUUGUUGCUGUUUGAGGAAAUGAGAAGAACUUCAAUUGUUGCUCCUAAUGAACUCAUGCUCUCAUCAGUUCUUUUUGCUUGUGCUCACACUGGCUUAAUCGACGAAGGAUUACAGUACUUCAAUUCAAUGGAAUGUGUUUACGGUAUAAAGCCAAGGGGAAGACACUACACCUCUGUGGUGGACAUGCUAUCUCGAUCAGGACACCUUUCUGAAGCUGAAGACAUCAUAGAGUCCAUGCCAUUUGAGCCUGAAAUCAAUGCCUGGGCAGCUCUAUUGAGUGGCUGUAACAGAUAUAGGAAUGAGAAGAUAGCAGAAAGGACAGCCCGGAAGCUCUUGGAGUUGGCAGAAAGAAAUUAUGCAGGAUACGUAAUGUUGUCAAACAUCUAUGCUUUGGCUGGGAGAUGGAUUGAUGUUCGAAAGAUUAGGAGAUUAAUGAGGGACAGGGGAUUGAAGAAGACAGUCGGUUGUAGUUGGGUUGAGGUGAAAGAUAAAGUCCACUAUUUUUAUGCAGAAGAUGCAUCUCACUGCCAGUUGGCUGAGACUUCUGAUCUUUUGGAACUCUUACGUUUUGAAAUGCAGGUUAAGGAUCAUGUUAUCAGCGAAGUAUAAUGUAUAUUUAACAAUUCAUUGAUUUUUCCAACUACUGAAGUGAACAUUCUCAUAUUAAUCUGAAC